Molecule: messenger RNA, 1179 nt
Organism: Cydia pomonella (codling moth)
Lineage: Eukaryota; Metazoa; Arthropoda; Insecta; Lepidoptera; Tortricidae
Exons: 3
Coding region: 353-661 (102 amino acids)
Source: RefSeq, a predicted model, not a curated record
GCGGAGGGACUUUAUUCCCCAUUUACUCAGUCGGCACAGAAAAACCAGUGUCACUCUGGCCUCCAUUAUCUCAAGUGCUUCACGUCACAAAAGGCCAUUAUAUACUGGUUAUUGGUGGUUAUUGAAACGUACGCUAAGGACGCCGAUAGUCGUCACAGCGCAUGAGCGGCCCGGCCAGUCCAAGCGACGCUUGCAGUAGACACGCACGUCGCGCCGCGCACCCAUGCAACGUCGCGACGCCUUGACAAACCAAGGGUUUAAACCCCGCUAUGGAUAAUUUUAUAACUAAAAAUAUUUGUUUAUAGUGUGUGGGAAUUAUAGUGACUUGACUUUAUUAUUAAAACUUGCGAAGAUGAGACAAAACGACGAUCUUCCCGAAAGGAUAGCCCAAUUCAAAGCUGAUCCUGAAAAACUACGACAGGCCAAUGAGUUUGUAGACCAACUUAUACAGCAAGCUAAAAAAGAGGCAGAGCUUAAACAAAAACAGAAAGAGCGAAGUAAAUUCGACUCACAGGAAACGGACUCUGGUAACCUGAAACGGCGGUUGGGCCGCGCACGGGGCCUCGUGCUCCGUAUGUUCGACGCCCUCUGCAACUGCACGCAAACUGCCGCGGCCGCUGCCCGCACUACCGCACGCAACAACCCGUUCACUAAACGCUAAUCUUGUAACUUGAGAAGCUGGCCCGCACGCGGGGCUUCGUUAUCCAUAUGUUCGACCUCUUCAACUGCACGCAAACCGCCGCGGCCCCUGCCCGCACUACUGCGCGAACUCCUACACUUAACGCUCAUCUUGUAUCUUGAAAAACUGGCCCGCGUGCGGGGUCUCGUGAUCCGUAUGUUUCAAUCUCUUCAACGGCACGGAAAUUGCCGUGCCCCCCGCCCGCACUUGUAUCUUGAAAAGCUGGCCCGCGCGCCCUGCAAACCACCGUAGUUGCCACCCGCACAACUGCCUGAAUUAACUAUUUUAAAUACUUAACGCUAAACUUGUAACCUAAAGAACAACAGGGACGCGGACCUUUGUGUUCUUCCAAAUUAUACACAAACCGUCGUGGUUGCCCGUUGCCCUCAACUCCUUCACUACCUAAGUGAUCAACUGAUCAUAUUUCAAGACACUAAUCAAGAGUUUGUUCGAGUUGCAGAUAGUAAAGGACAAAUGGGACAUUUUCGGAAAUAUCAGUA